UUUAUAGUUAAAACUUGCGUUGCCCAGGCGCUAUGAAAUGGGGGGUUCUUUCCUUCGCCCAUUGUAUGUAUCGGCUUGGUUUUGUCCACAACCAAGGAGGCAUUUUGGCGGGCGCCUGCGUCUAGGAUAUUCUCCGCGGCUUUUCAGACCGCUGCAAUACCUCCAGCAGGGGAAACCGGAAUUGGGAUUUCAAAUUCAGGAUUUGAAUAGCCUUAUUCACAAGUAUUUAAGUGGAGAAAUUUCAAAGGGAAAAUUUGGUUCAGCUUUUGUAAGGGAUGGAUUCAGUAAUUUGGUACUACAGAUGGUAAUGGAAAAGCAUGAAAAUGGAAUUUAGUCAGUGACAUUGUGAUUUGAAAGUAUUUGAAAUGAGUCGGUCUCCCUCAUUUUCAGUGAAGUCGGAACUUAGUCCAAAACUUGAUCCAGAAUCCUUGAGGCAAUGGGUUGUGGCCUUUUGCAUCAUUAGGUUUGAUCUUGAACAGGGUCAGCUCAUUGAAGAGUGUUACCCACCUGGUUGCCUUACCCAGGAUGAGGAGCUUGAAAUUGCAUUCAGUUCAUUCCCAGAUUCUGUUACCCAGCAUCAGAACCGCUCAAGCAUUCAUGAUUGUAUGUUCUUUUUUCGGUUUCAAAGAUCGGAGAAUUCUCAAACUUGUAAUGUGUCUUCCACAGAAACAACUGCUGUAGAUAAGGAGUCAUCUCCCAAAAACACAGAAAAAAGAACUCUUAGAAGAUUGAAAAGUAACAUUUGUCGUGGUUCAAAAUACAUGUACGGCUAUGUAUUCAAUAGAGAGAGACAUGAUGAGAGGUUGAAGAGAGGUGGAGAGCAGAAGUCAGUGGUAAUUUUGUCUAGCUAUCCGUAUUCUACUGUGUUUAAACCCUUGUUACAGAUCAUGGGUCCUUUAUACUUUGACAUUGGAAAGAAAGCUCUUGAACAUAUUGCUGCUUAUGUGUCAAUGUGGCCUGCACCUGUACCUGGAAAGCUUAUGGAGCUUCCAAUUGGGAAUGCCAUGCUUAAAGUUAACUUGCCGCCUGCUCACAGCAUGCCCUUUGAAAGUGGAAUGAUUUUGGAAGAAUCUCCUUCUUCUUUGGCUCCAUUUCUUCCUAAUAACCAGUCAGUUCCUCAGGGCCUAUUCCAUGAUUCAGAUAUUUUUGGUACAUUUCGUGGUCUUCUUUUGCAGCUUUGGGUUUUGUGGGAGUUGUUACUUGUUGGCGAGCCUCUUCUUAUCAUUGCUCCAACUCCUCCACAAUGCUGUGAAGCUGUGGCUAGUCUUGUUAGUUUGGUUGCACCCCUACUUUAUAGUGUUGAUUUUAGGCCUUAUUUCACCAUCCAUAACCCAGAAUUUGCUCAACUGAAUUCCCUUCGAGAAGGAGAUAUGUUUCCUCCUAUGAUUUUGGGUGUGACUAAUCUCUUUUUCCUAAAGUCGUUGCGCAACAUCCCUCAUAUUGUUUCCGUUGGAAGUCCUGCCCCUAAUUCAAACCGUCUUCCCGCUUCAAAUAAUAGGUCCUCUUCUGGCAGAGUUCCUGGUAAAUCUGAAGGAUUUGGUCUUCAACAGCUCUCCUUGAAAAAAUUCUCUCCCUCAAAUUUGUUAAAUGCUGUGAAGUUGAGGAGAGAGGGUCCUCUUUGUCUCAUGACAGAACAUAAAGAAGCCAUAUGGACCACUUAUGCUGCAACAACCAAGCCAGACACUGCUAUAUUGAAUAGGCUUUUAGAUGCGGGCACAUCACCCAGGGUUGAAGAGUCAAUGUCAGUGGUUAAUAAUGAGAUUCUGCGGCGUCAUUUCCUGGAGCUCACUACCAAUUUCUUGGCACCUUUUGGCCCUUAUUUUAGGACUCUCACACCAUCAGAAGGUUCUUGUCCAUUUUUGGACCCUCCUCCUCUCCCCCCCUUUAAUGCUGAUGAAUUUCUAGCAACCUUAUCGGGAAGAGGACCGGGGAAGUUUUUGUCAAAGAGGAUGAGAUAUAAUUGGCUGGACUUGUAUAGACGAUUUUUGAAAGGACCAAACUUUAUGCCAUGGUUUCAAAGAAAACGUGUUGUUGCUGAACAAGAACAACAUAGAUUGUGGAGGCAUGCAAGAGUGAAGGCUGACAUACAACAAUUUAUAUCAAAGAUGUCAGAACUGGAAGUAGUUGAUUCCUUUAAUGCAAUUGAAAGGCAUAUUAUUGGAGACAUAAAGCUGCAGCAAUCUGGAAAGGCAAGUGGAGACUCCAACUCCACAUCCACUUACCAAAAACUAAAGGGAGAUUUACGAGCAUUGUUCAAUGUGCUUCCAAAGGACAUGCAGCAGCUUUUACUUUUAAACCCUGAAAGGGCAGCCCUUCUUCAAGGAAGUUUGGAACUCACAAAACUUCCUGGGCGGCCACUUGUACAAGUCGGAGUUAUAUCUUCAACAUCAUCGAGAUAAUAUGCAAAAAAAAAAGAAUGGUAGUAAUGUAGCCUCUGAUACAUUCUCUCUGUGCCAGUUUAGCGCACCAAUAUUACAAUCUUAGCUCCUAGUGUUUACUUGAAAAAGAGCCCUAUCUGGUCUUAAAGCUUGUCAUUCAAUCAGGUACUAUAUUUACAAGUAAUAUUUUUUAUUUUCUACUAAAGCCAAGCAUGUAGUAACAUUUUUUAUCUUUUUUGGUUUUGUAUCUUUCUUCAAAAGGGAAAAAAUAGGCAAAAAAUGGACAAACAGUUGAAGUUGUAUGAGAACCACCGAAUCGCAUUUUUCAGCUUGCCAGUUGUGUCAAGACAUUUCUCUGCUUUUCAACUCCAAACAGAUGUGACUGUGUAUGGUUUUCUUGGAUCUCUACUAGUUUCUUUGCCGGAGUAAAAUAUGUAAAAAAUUCUAGUUUUGUUUUUUUUUUUUUAGUUGUAUCUGUUUGUUACCAAAUUAUAGCAAUGAGGCUUUAAAAAAAUAGCAAUGUUGUAAUAAUCUCGUUUUUUAAAUUUAUUAACUAAUGUGAUGUAUUAUUUUAUUUAUUAAUUAUGUUAUGCUAAAAAUUAAAAUAAUAUUUGGUUUGUUAUAAAA
This is a messenger RNA of Cannabis sativa, 3005 nucleotides long. RefSeq lists its product as uncharacterized. Gene Ontology annotation, cellular component: recycling endosome. The transcript has 5 exons. Gene Ontology annotation, molecular function: guanyl-nucleotide exchange factor activity. The coding region runs from base 366 to 2399 and encodes 677 amino acids. The record is from RefSeq and is a predicted model, not a curated record. NCBI's taxonomy places the organism in Eukaryota, Viridiplantae, Streptophyta, Magnoliopsida, Rosales, Cannabaceae.